AUGGCAAAGAAUCAUGUCCAGCAUAAGAGGACCAAACACAUAGAUGUGAGGCAUCACUUCCUCAGAGACAAUGUUGAUAAGAAGAAUGUGGUGAUGAGGUACUACAAGACGAAAGACCAAGUGUCUGAUAUCUUCACAAAGGCCUUUGCACAAGGCAUAGAGGAUCACCGACAUCUUCAGUAUAUGACUAACAGGGUCGAUAGAGAGAGACAAAAGAGGGAUAGGCCCGCUGGUUCAUAUGGAGAUAUUCAGGGUGGUCCCAGACCUCGAUAUUCUAGUAGGCCACCUAGACCUCCACCACAGCAGUUCCAGGGGAGUAUAUUUGAUCGUCAUGGACAGUCAGGCCCAGGUGAGGGUUCACGAGCAUCAGGCUCUCAGGAGCAGAGAGGCUCAGGCCAGGCUAGGACAGCACCGCCGCGUUGCACAACUUGUGGUAUGAUGCAUUCGGGAGGUGCAAAUAGGGUUCCACAGAUGCUUACAGCAAGAGGUUUAUUCUCAGGAUCGCCUUCGGAGGAUCCACAUGCUCACCUAGCCAAAUUAAGGGUAGUGUGCAAAAGUUGGGUAGGUCGACCAGACUUGGAUAUGAAUGUCAUUGGAUUACGAGUGUUCCCUCUUUCACUGAUAGGCGAUGCUGCAGUAUGGUUCACUGAGCUUCCUUAUAACUCAAUUUUCACAUGGGACCAACUAGCAGAGUUUUGCAAUAAGUUGUUCAAGGCACUACUUGAGAAAUAUGGUGUCCGUCACAAUGUAGCCACUCCUUACCAUCCACAGACUAGCGGUCAAGUGGAAGUAUCCAACAGAGAGAUCAAACAGAUAUUGACAAAGACUACUGUGAAUUCUAAUAGAACGGAUUGGUCAAUGAAGCUUGAUGUUGCUCUAUGGGCAUAUCGCACUGCAUACAAGACCCCCAUAGGUAUGUCUCCUUAUCAACUCGUAUAUGGAAAAUCUUGUCAUUUACCAGUAGAGCUAGAGCAUAAGGCGAUGUGGGUAAUGAAGAAGUUAAAUUUGGAUUGGGGCGCCGCAUCUCAUCAAAGAAUGGAUGAUCUGAAUACACUUGAUGAUUUUCGCCUAAAAGCUUAUGAAAGUUCAGCCAUAUACAAAGAAAAGAUGAAGAGGUAUCAUGAUCAAAGAAUUGAAAAGCGAGAAUUUGUGGUUGGAGAUCUUGUGCUCCUAUUCAACUCUAGGUUGCGCUUGUUUCCAGGCAAACUCAAGUCCAAAUGGACUGGGCCAUUUUUGGUCACAAAAUUGUUCCCCUAUGGGGCGGUUGAGCUUGAAAAAAAGGAUGGAAAAAGGUUCAUAGUAAAUGGGCAAAGAAUCAAGAUCUACCUAGGAAAUGCUGAAACUGUGGAAGAAGUGAUUGAGGCCUACAAUCUU
Molecule: messenger RNA, 1374 nt
Organism: Solanum tuberosum (potato)
Lineage: Eukaryota; Viridiplantae; Streptophyta; Magnoliopsida; Solanales; Solanaceae
Exons: 5
Biological process (GO): DNA integration
Molecular function (GO): nucleic acid binding
Source: RefSeq, a predicted model, not a curated record